ACGUGUGUGUAUUUAUGUGCGAGUCUCAGCCUCCGCGCGGCGCGCGGCCCUGAUUGGUGCCGGCCGGGCGCUGGCUCGGCUUUGCGAGGGUGUCGUCACGGCCUGGAGGAAACCAGUCUCUUUACCUGAUAAAACGUAUGAAUAGAUGGUUAGUCAUAAACUUCAGCGCCGUCGGAACGGAGGCUGUAGCUUUAAAAGCCGUGCUGGUGACUUCAGGUACACCUGCAACACAGGUAGGGCAGGACCGGUUUCCAGGCAACUGUCAGGGGUGAAGAAAGGGACCAAACGCUGCUUGCUGACUGACGCCUCGGGUGCACCAUGUCCACCGCGGGAGUCGCUGCCCAGGAGAUCCGCGUCCCGCUGAAGGCGUUUCUGCACGAUGGCCAGGCCCUGGGGAGCCUGAACGCGUGCUGGGGCCGCCGCCGGGAGCUGGGGAAUAACUUUCUAAACAUCCAUCCGAUCACCAUGGCCUACAAUCUGAAGUCGACCACACAGGCGCACCUGACGUCUCUCGGGCGCGCCUCGGCACCUGCCCCGACUAACGGCCACCGCCUGGCAGAGCACGGCCCCCCUCAGAAGCCCAGCCUGCCCCCUCUCAUCCUUCCCCCAAGUGAAAGCUCGGGGCCCGACGAGGACCCGGUGGUGUGUGGCUUUAAGAAACUGUCGGUCAACGGGGGGUGCGCCCCCACGCCGCCACUCACGCCCAUGAAGAACGGCCCGUCCCCCGUGCCCUGUGUGGCGGGCUCCCGGCCGCUCCCCCCGCUGCCCAUCUCCGAGGGCCUCUCCCUGGACGACACGGACUGCGAGGUGGAGUUCUUCACCUGCUCCGACACGGACUGGCUCCUGGGGGGCGGCGCGCCCUCCGACUUCCAGGCCGGCGUGCCGGGCCGGCGGAGCUUCCGCGGGUGCGGGCAGAUCAACUACGCCUACUUCGAAACCCCGGCCGUCUCGGUGGUGGACCUCAGCCAGGCCCCCGAGCGGGGCGCAGGGGGGCCGCCCUCAGACCCCCCGCCGCAGAGCCACCGGCGGCUCCGGCGGUCGCACUCGGGCCCCGCCGGGUCCUUCCACAAGCCGGCCAUCAAGGUGCACGGCCACACCCACCGCGCCUCCCCCCACCCCGACACAGACAAGCCCGAGGUCCCCCCCAGGGUCCCCAUCCCUCCACGGCCCGUGAAGCCCGACUACAGACGGUGGUCGGCAGAGGUCACUUCCAGCACCUACAGCGACGAAGACAGGCCCCCCAAAGUGCCGCCCAGGGAGCCCUUGUCCCGGAGCAACUCCCGCACCCCGAGUCCCAAAAGCCUUCCGUCUUACCUCAACGGGGUCAUGCCCCCCACGCAGAGCUUCGCCCCGGACCCCAAGUACGUGAGCAGCAAAGCUCUGCAAAGACAGCUCAGCGAAGGCUCCGCCAGCCGGGCGCCCUGCAUCCUGCCCAUCAUCGAGAACGGGAAGAAGGUCAGCUCGACGCACUAUUACCUCCUCCCCGAGAGGCCGCCGUACCUGGACCGCUACGAGAAGUUCUUCACGGAGGCCGAGGAGGCGGGCGCCGGCACCCAGGUGCAGCCCUUCCCCGCCGACGGCGGUGUCCUCGCCGCCCCCGGGAAGCUGGACCCCGGGACCCGGGGGGACGUGGGCGGCCACGGGAAGCGUAAGCACUUGUCCUACGUGGUUUCUCCGUAGACUCGGGUCACGGCUCGGCAGAGGGUCCACGGGAGCAGGUGGUUCCCAAGCAGUUUCCCAGUUUGACUGAGGUUCAGGGGAAGAUGUUUCAGGUGCAGAACAAACUUGAACUCUGUCCGGAGAGGUGGAGAGGUGCUUCAUGCUGAGGACCCAGUGUCCAAGCCCACAGAUGUGACGGGAGGGCAGGACGCGGACACUCACAGACGCCCAUCGUAUCCAUGUGUAAACUCGCAGUCUAGCCGUCGCCAGUUAACCAGUCAGCUGCUCUCAGUGAUGUGUAUUCAGAAUAAAACACGCUGGACUAGGGCUCCCGGUCGACUGAACACUGAGCAAACAGAAGAAAGCACAGUAUUUAGAAUCCUAGAGAAUUAUUUUUGCUGAGUAAGUUUGAAGAUUUCUGGCUCUUUGGUCUGUUAUGUUUUGUUGGAUGUAUUUUUGCAGCCUUUUCCAUGGGGAGCGGGAUGUGUCCUUACUGCGGCUGUGCCUACCUAGUUUAAAACCGCCCGAGACCCAAGACUUGCAGACUUCACUUCCUGUCCCUGCGGGGAGGACUAGCAGUUUACCUGGCAACCACACUUCCACCUGCACGGGUCUCGCUUCUUGACAAAGAAGAAGAUGGUAGGACAUUUUCCUGACGGUUCCUGCUUUGUUCCACCCACCGACGGCCACAUCGCGCUGCCCACAGCAGUGGACGGACGUGCGCUCUACGCCAUCGGUCCGCUUUGCAGCAGGAAUGAAGCAGCCACGUGCCUGAGAGUGACUGUGGGGGUGUGUGUGCGGGGUUUUAGACUAUUAAUAAACAAAUACAACACAAGCUGGCCUUGUGUUGCUGGUUCCUACUCAGUAUUUCCUGGGGAUUGUUGGCUUUUGAAGUAAAGCCUUCUGACCAAGAGCAACUGUGUCUUAAUACGAGAGUCCCAUCAGCACCGUCUGCUCCCAGGCCCACGCCUGCGCGCACACUGCCUGCCAAGCCUCCGUGUCCCCCGCACAGUUCGGCCCAGCGAGAGGUGCUCCCACAGAGGUGCGUUACCGCGACGUUCUCGCCAGUGAAACCAGCUGUUUACAGUUCCGCUGAGUGACUGACUGAGCUCUUUAAAGCGGAUGUGUUAGUCUGAACUAAAUGAAGGUUAAAACAUGCUUUAGGAAAAUGCACUGAUUUCUGCAUUAUGUGUACAGUAUUGGACAAAGGAUUUUCAUUUUUGUUGCAUUAUUUUGAAUAUUGUCUUUUCAUUUUAAUAAAGUUACAAUACUUAUUUAUGAUACUGUUAA
Myotis myotis is the source of this 2949-nucleotide messenger RNA. RefSeq names its product ERBB receptor feedback inhibitor 1 (gene ERRFI1). Gene Ontology annotation, cellular component: extrinsic component of cytoplasmic side of plasma membrane. The record is from RefSeq and is a predicted model, not a curated record. NCBI's taxonomy places the organism in Eukaryota, Metazoa, Chordata, Mammalia, Chiroptera, Vespertilionidae. Gene Ontology annotation, biological process: regulation of keratinocyte differentiation; negative regulation of epidermal growth factor receptor signaling pathway. The transcript is spliced from 4 exons. Bases 319 to 1680 code for a protein of 453 amino acids.